Molecule: messenger RNA, 2829 nt
Organism: Hevea brasiliensis (rubber tree)
Lineage: Eukaryota; Viridiplantae; Streptophyta; Magnoliopsida; Malpighiales; Euphorbiaceae
Product: heat shock protein 90-6, mitochondrial
Exons: 20
Coding region: 138-2525 (795 amino acids)
Biological process (GO): protein stabilization; cellular response to heat; protein folding
Cellular component (GO): perinuclear region of cytoplasm; protein-containing complex; plasma membrane
Molecular function (GO): ATP-dependent protein folding chaperone; ATP binding; ATP hydrolysis activity
Source: RefSeq, a predicted model, not a curated record
CAAACUCCUCUUAUAUUAUCAUAAACCCUACUAUAAACCCUCAUAGCAGCUCGCUUGCUGUUCACAGAGUUCAUUUCACUGUUCUCUCUCUGGCUUAGCUAUCUUGAAAUUCCUUUCCAAUUUCAAGCUUGUCAACCAUGCACAGGCUUUCAAGGCGUUCUGUUUCUUCAAUCCUGCGAGCCGCUGGCUCACCUUACCGGAGGAGCGUAGCCGCGGCCCAUCUCUCUUGCUCUUCUCACUUGGCCGGUUCGGCUGUGGAUGGAGAUAACCGAGUGAGAUGGUACUCGGCAGUAACCUCCGGGAAACUGAUACCAAAUAAAGCUGACCCUUCAACUCAGUGGAACUUGAAAAACGGCUUGUUUUUGGGUAAUCGAUACGAGUCCACUGCAGCGCAAUCUGAUGCAUCAUCUCCUCCACCACCAGUGGGUGAAAAAUAUGAAUAUCAAGCUGAGGUUAGUCGCCUCAUGGACCUCAUCGUUAAUAGUUUAUACAGCAACAAAGAGGUGUUUCUUCGGGAGCUUAUCAGCAAUGCAAGUGAUGCCUUGGAUAAGCUGCGAUUUCUUGGUGUCACAGAGCCUGAGCUUUUGAAGGAUGCUGUUGAUCUUGAUAUCCGUAUUCAAACUGAUAAGGACAAUGGAAUUGUGACUAUAACUGACUCUGGCAUCGGUAUGAAUCGCCAAGAAUUAAUUGACUGUCUAGGAACUAUUGCACAAAGUGGAACUGCAAAAUUUUUGAAGGCAUUGAAGGAUAGCAAAGAUGCUGGUGCUGAUAACAAUUUAAUUGGUCAAUUUGGUGUUGGCUUUUAUUCAUCUUUCCUGGUUUCAGAUAGGGUGGUUGUCUCGACAAAAAGCCCAAAAUCUGAUACACAAUAUGUAUGGGAAGGCGAGGCCAAUGCUAGCUCCUAUACCAUUCGAGAGGAGACAGACCCUGAGAAGCUCAUUCCAAGAGGAACCCGUCUUACAUUGUAUCUUAAGCAUGAUGACAAGGGCUUUGCAAAUCCAGAGCGGAUUCAGAAGCUUGUGAAAAACUACUCACAGUUUGUUUCAUUUCCAAUAUACACCUGGCAGGAAAAAGGAUACACUAAAGAGGUUGAGGUUGAUGAGGAGCCAACUGAAGCCCAAAAAGAUGAACAGGAUGAUAAAACUAAUAAAAAGAAGAAAACAAAAACCGUUGUUGAGCGGUACUGGGACUGGGAACUGACUAAUGAGACCCAACCACUAUGGCUUCGCAACCCUAAGGAAGUGUCUACAGAGGAAUAUAAUGAGUUUUACAAGAAAACAUUUAAUGAAUACUUGGAACCAUUAGCAUCCUCACAUUUCACAACAGAGGGUGAGGUGGAGUUCAGAUCUGUACUAUAUGUGCCAGCUGUUUCUCCUACAGGAAAGGAUGACAUAGUUAAUCCCAAGACAAAAAAUAUCAGGCUCUAUGUGAAAAGAGUAUUCAUUUCAGAUGAUUUUGAUGGAGAGCUGUUCCCUCGGUAUCUAAGCUUUGUGAAAGGUGUCGUGGACUCGAAUGAUCUUCCUCUCAAUGUUUCACGUGAAAUUCUUCAAGAAAGUCGUAUUGUACGGAUCAUGCGGAAACGAUUGGUUCGAAAGGCCUUUGACAUGAUUUUGGGAAUAUCUAUGAGUGAGAAUAGAGAAGACUAUGAGAAGUUCUGGGAGAACUUUGGCAAAUAUUUGAAAUUGGGUUGCAUUGAGGAUCGUGAAAACCACAAGCGUAUUGCGCCACUGCUUAGAUUCUUCUCUUCCCAGAGUGAGGAGGAGAUGAUAAGCUUGGAUGAAUAUGUAGAGAACAUGAAACCUGAUCAGAAGGAUAUCUAUUAUAUUGCUUCUGAUAGUGUGACCAGUGCCAAGAACACACCUUUCCUAGAGAAACUUAUUGAGAAGGAUCUUGAAGUGCUGUUCUUAGUUGAUCCCAUUGAUGAGGUUGCUGUCCAGAACCUGAAAUCAUACAAGGAGAAGAAUUUUGUUGAUAUCAGCAAGGAAGACUUGGAUAUAGGUGAUAAGAAUGAGGAAAAAGAGAAGGAGAUGAAGCAGGAGUUUGGCCAAACUUGUGAUUGGAUUAAGAAGCGUUUGGGUGACAAAGUUGCCAGUGUACAAAUCUCAAACCGCCUGAGCUCCUCACCCUGCGUUCUUGUAUCUGGGAAAUUUGGUUGGUCUGCCAACAUGGAAAGGCUAAUGAAGUCGCAAACAGUUGGUGACAUGUCUGGCCUGGAAUUCAUGAGAGGCAGAAGAGUGUUUGAGAUCAAUCCUGAACAUGCAAUAAUUAAGAACUUAAAUGAGGCAUGCAGGAUUAACCCAGACGAUGAAGAUGCCCUGAAAGCUAUUGAUCUUCUUUAUGAUGCAGCUUUAGUCUCCAGUGGGUUUACUCCUGAGAAUCCAGCACAGCUUGGUGGGAAGAUAUAUGAGAUGAUGGGCAUUGCCAUAUCAGGGAAAUGGUCUACUCCUGCAUCUCCUCAACCUCACAUCCCAGAAACAUUAGAAGCUGAGGUGGUUGAGCCAGUUGAAGCUGGUAGUCACAAGUGAAUAUCCCAGAAACAUUAGAAGCUGAGGUGGUUGAGCCAGUUGAAGCUGGUAGUCACAAGUGAAUAUCCCAGAAACAUUAGAAGCUGAGGUGGUUGAGCCACUUGAAGCCGGUAGUCGCAAGUGAAGAUGGCAACAACAAGCGUAUUUUUGUUUCUCCAUUCCCUUGUUUCCAGACGCAUAACACUCGGGAAAAAUUAGGGCGCAGUUCAUAGAUGAGAGAGUUGCAUGUUAGGCAAAUUGGACAGUCAAAUGUCUGGAGUUUCCAAGAUUUCUCAUUAACAGUAUCGCGAGUAUAUUAUUAUUA